AUGGACGCCAGAGGCAUCCGUGUGAAGAGGACAAGCAGCCUGUGGGAGACUGAGCCGAUGUAUGUGCUAGAUCAGAAUAGGUUCGUCAAUGGAGCAUGUGAGGUUGAGACAGACUUGGAGCCCCUUGCGCUGCUUGAUCAGCUACAAGACAUCGAAAACACGAUGGGCAGGAAGAAGGUCAUUGACAAGGGACCUAGAAACAUUGAUCUAGACAUUCUCCUGUAUGGGGACGAGAAGAUUGAUCAUGAGAGGCUAACAGUGCCGCAUAUUGGCAUACAUGAGCGGGAAUUCGUGCUUCGGCCCCUGACUGAGCUCAUACCAAACAAGUCCCUUGGCCCCGAUCGGCCAUGGAAACUCACCCAAGACUAUCUGAAUGAGCUUCCGCCCUCAAACCCACCUCUCACUACCCUAACUCCCUUGUCUGCCACCCAUGCUCCUCUUCAAGCCUAUAAGCCCGACCGCAAAACUCACGUCAUGGCCAUCUUAAACAUGACACCCGACUCCUUCUCUGACGGCGGCGUCCACACACCCUCGGACCCGUCAUCCCUCGCUGAGACCAUCCGAUCAGUCAUCGCCGCAGGCGCAACCAUGCUCGACGUCGGCGGCCAGUCAACGGCACCGCACCGGCCACAGGUCUCCGAGGAAGAGGAGCUGUCCCGCGUGCUCCCGGCCAUCGAGCUGAUCCGCUCCCUUCCCGAGGGACAAAACGUCAUCAUCAGCGUCGACACGUAUCGCGCGGGAGUCGCCGAGGCCGCUGUGAAGGCCGGUGCGGACAUGAUCAACGACGUGUCGGCUGGCACUCUUGACCCGGCCAUGCUGUCGACGAUGGCGCGGCUCGGCAAGACUGUUUGUCUGAUGCACAUGCGCGGCACGCCCGCCACGAUGAACUCGCUGAACGACUAUAGCAGCGACACCGAUGGCGACAGCGGUCCUGCCGGCCUGACUGGCGAUGGUCUUAUCCCCGGUAUAGCACGAGAGCUGUCAGAGCGCGUAGCCGCGGCCGAGGCAGCAGGCAUCAGGCGGUGGAGGAUCGUGCUUGACCCGGGCCUGGGUUUCGCGAAGUUGGGCGAGCAGAACCUGUCCAUCCUGCGGCAUCUGCACGAGUUGCGAAGCUGGCCAGGUCUGCAGGGGCUACCAUGGCUGGUGGGCUCGAGCCGAAAGAGCUUCAUUGGCCGGAUCACCGGUGUGCCGAAACCGGCAGAGAGGAUAUGGGGCACGGCUGCAACGGUGGCGGCGGCCGUGGAGGGUGGAGCAGAUAUUGUCAGGGUGCAUGAUGUCAGAGAAAUGGCUCAAGUGGUCACAAUGGCAGAUGCCAUCUGGAGGUACUGA
Phaeoacremonium minimum UCRPA7 is the source of this 1329-nucleotide messenger RNA. Its product is annotated as putative folic acid synthesis protein. Gene Ontology annotation, cellular component: mitochondrial envelope. The transcript has 3 exons. The record is from RefSeq and is a predicted model, not a curated record. Lineage: Eukaryota; Fungi; Ascomycota; Sordariomycetes; Togniniales; Togniniaceae. The coding region runs from base 1 to 1329 and encodes 442 amino acids. Gene Ontology annotation, molecular function: dihydropteroate synthase activity; 2-amino-4-hydroxy-6-hydroxymethyldihydropteridine diphosphokinase activity. Gene Ontology annotation, biological process: tetrahydrofolate biosynthetic process.